CUAAUAUAAAUUGUUUGGAAUUGGGACUAGUCGAUCAGUAAUAACGGCACGCUGAACUUGAGAAUAAUUUGGAAAUUCGUAUAGAUUAAAAAAUGUCGGAUUGGGCACAGAAAGCAGAGGAUCAAGAAAUAUCUAGAUUGGUUAACAAUCUAGAGAUAAAAAAGGAUGAGAAGGAUACGUUGGUCGAAAGAGCUGACGUCGCAAGCGCGGCUGAAACAAGUUUGCUAUUAAAAAUUAUUCGCAAAGGACUGGUUGAAUCGAACUUGGAUUUGGAAGUGCAACGCAAGGACCCUAAAUCACCCUUACAUUCCGUUAAAACUUUCGAAGCCCUUCAUUUAAAACCUGAAUUGCUUAAAGGGAUUUAUGCUAUGGGCUUUAAUGCUCCUUCAAAGAUACAAGAAACUGCACUUCCUACUUUACUUGCGGACCCGCCACAAAAUAUGAUAGCCCAAAGCCAAUCUGGAACAGGAAAAACGGCAGCGUUCGUUUUAGCUAUGCUAAGUCGCGUAGAUACCAAAUUGGAUUUCCCACAGGUUCUUUGUAUUUCACCCACAUACGAACUAGCAAUUCAAACGGGGGAGGUUGCUGCUAGAAUGGCGCAGUUUUGUCCAGAUAUUAAACUAAAGUUUGCAGUCCGUGGCGAAGAAGUUACUCAUAAUUGCAAGCUAAAGGAUCACAUAGUUAUUGGGACACCUGGAAAAAUAUUAGAUUGGGGAUUAAAAUACCGCGUUUUCGAUUUGAAAAAAAUACGAGUAUUUGUUCUGGAUGAAGCUGAUGUAAUGAUUGCAACGCAAGGCCAUCAUGAUCAAUGCAUUCGCAUCCAUAAGCAAUUAUCUCCAAAAUGUCAAAUGUUAUUUUUUUCCGCUACUUAUGAUAAAGAAGUUAUGAAUUUCGCUCAGCAUAUUGUGCCGGAUCCAACAAUUAUAAGACUUAUGCGUGAGCAGGAAUCACUUGAAAAUAUCAAACAAUAUUACGUUAGAUGUAUGAAUGAGGAGGAUAAAUACAAUGCUAUACAAAAUAUUUACGCCGGAAUAACAAUUGGACAAGCUAUAAUAUUUUGCCAUACACGCAAAACCGCAGGAUGGCUAGCUGGCAAGAUGUCAUCCGAUGGCCAUUCGGUUGCUGUACUCUCUGGAGAUUUGACUGUGGAGCAACGACUUGCUGUUUUGGAUCGAUUCCGAGCUGGUCUUGAAAAAGUGCUCAUUACAACAAACGUACUUUCUAGAGGAAUUGACAUCGAACAAGUUACAAUCGUUGUAAAUUUCGAUUUACCGAUGGAUGCAAAGGGAAACGCUGAUUGUGAGACCUAUUUACAUAGGAUCGGUCGUACUGGAAGAUUUGGUAAAAAUGGCAUUGCGAUCAAUCUCGUGGAUGGAGAGAAAGCCAUGAGCAUUUGCAAGUACAUUGAAAAUCACUUUAAGAAAACUAUUCAGCUGCUUGACACAGGGAACUCAGAUGAAAUUGAAAAAAUUGGAUAUUAAAAAAUAUCGCUAUUUACAUACAUA
Molecule: messenger RNA, 1505 nt
Organism: Rhagoletis pomonella (apple maggot)
Lineage: Eukaryota; Metazoa; Arthropoda; Insecta; Diptera; Tephritidae
Gene: Dbp80
Product: DEAD-box helicase Dbp80
Exons: 11
Coding region: 93-1481 (462 amino acids)
Biological process (GO): poly(A)+ mRNA export from nucleus
Cellular component (GO): nucleus; cytoplasmic stress granule
Molecular function (GO): RNA helicase activity; RNA binding; ATP binding
Source: RefSeq, a predicted model, not a curated record